GGCUCACAGCGAGCAGAGACUGCCACCUGACCCUUGGGGCUUCAGAUUCCUCGCAGCCAUGGCAGAGGACGAUGGCUUGGAUGGCUUGGAUGGCCUGGAUGGUGAGGACCUGUACUACCUGCCUGAGGAUAGCUUGAAGGGCAUCAAGGAGAAGCUCAAGGCCGAAAAGCCUUCAGAGGAGGAUCUCAAGCCGCUGCUCGAAAAGAUUUUGGACCCCAGCAAGCUGGACGACCAGGAAAUGCUCCUCCCAGUUGACAUGAGGGGGAUCGAGAAGGAUUUUGACGGCAUCGAUGAGCUGGUGGAGGAGCUGGGCACUGUAGAAGCCGCGAAGGCCCUCCUCAAAGCGAGGGAGUACUUCGAGGCGAACAAGGACGGGAAGGCGGAGGGCGAGAGGCCUCUGCCGAUGACAGCAACAGAGUGGAGAAAGAUUCUACAGGAGGACAUGGAGGAAGACCUGCUAGAGGAGGACGAAGAGGGCCUGUUGGAGGCCGGAGAAGAAGAGUCCGAUGAAGAGGAUCCAGAGGAGGCAGAGGCAGAGGAGCCGGCUGCCAAGAAGGCCAAGACCGGCUGAGCCGCGCGGCAUGCAGGCCAGCGCACGUCUCACCCUAUGAGCAGAGAACCCAUGGACGGUGCGCGUAAGACGCGGCAGCGGUACAGUGAUCCUCUCAGGAUGAGUGGAACCGUAUCUCAUGAGUGGA
Molecule: messenger RNA, 698 nt
Organism: Effrenium voratum
Lineage: Eukaryota; Dinophyceae; Suessiales; Symbiodiniaceae
Source: the annotation of a GenBank genome assembly